UGGCAGGACGCAGCACUUCACCACCGGCUGCUUCUCAACGCACAGACCUGAGACUUGAACCAUGUUUUUGUCAUCUGUCGUCUUUCUGCUGGCAGCUGUCACCGGAGGAAUGGCAGCCAGUGAAGGAUUAAUGAAUGAGACAACCACCAUUCCUAUAACUUUUUCCAUGGACAACCUAACCAGCAGUUUUACAACCACACCAUCAUUUACCCACGAUCGUAGCAACGACUCCACGACCACUACAACAACAGUCAUCAGCACUGUAACCAAAAGUAGCGCCACCACCAGGAGCCCAACUUACUCUUCAUCAACUCCAUCUACUCCACACACUCCAACUACAAGCACAGAGACAAACCCCACCACUACCAGUGAGACUUCAACCACCACAACUGCUUCAGAUAACACGACAAGUUCAAAGAUCACUACCACAAUCAGCAGUACAUCUAUGACCACACCGGUCACACACACAAGCAGCAGCACAACUAUUACUACAACAGCCACACUCACAAGCAGCAAUGUAACUACGACUACACCAGCCACACAUACAAGCAACAACGUAACUAUGACUACACCAGCCACACACACUAGCAACAAUGUAACUAUGACUACACCAGCCACACACACUAGCAACAAUGUAACUAUGACUACACCAGUCACACACACAGCAACAAUUACAGCCACAACACAACCAGGUAAUAUGACCACAGCUCCAUCUCCAGCAUCCUCUAGCACAACCUUGUCCUCCAUCACCAGCAGCAAUGCAACAGUAACAGUUGGACCCCCAUCCCCUUCACCUACUUCCAUCUCCAGCUCUGUCCCUCCAAACACCUCCCCAGGCAGUAGCACCAUACUCCCCAGUGGAACUACCACCACCCUUAGUCCCUCAACAACAACCCCUGGAGUGACCAGCCACACGACAGAAGUCACCACUUUGACUCCUUCAGCUACACCGACUAGUGGAAACAAAACAGCCUCCCCUGCCACCACUCCCUCCCUCACCACCACCACCACUGCCACCGCUGCCACCACCGCUGCCACCACCGCCAGCACCGCCGCCACCACCGCCGCCACCACCGCCGCCAGC
Messenger RNA from Paralichthys olivaceus (Japanese flounder), 1084 nucleotides. Lineage: Eukaryota; Metazoa; Chordata; Actinopteri; Pleuronectiformes; Paralichthyidae. The record is from RefSeq and is a predicted model, not a curated record.